UUUCGGGGCACACCACUUCCUCUUUCCUUUCUUUCGCUCCUUUCCUUACCUCGGUACCUUUUGAGAAUGCUUCAAUGCAGCUCUCGCGCCUCCUGUUCUGCGUCGCCCUACUCUCGGCCCCGGUAGCCCUCGUCGGAACGACAUGGCUGUACUUCUACCCGCUGUUCGACGACAGCUGCGGCUUCCCCCAACCCCCGAAUUCGAUCGCGCCCUUCAGACUCCUCGCACUCGGUGACCCGCAGCUCGAAGGCGACUCGUCGCUCCCGAAACCUGGCGCUGCCGUCUUCCCCUCCCUCCAAUACCUCGCCAAUGAUGUGCGCAAUGCCGGAUCAUGGCGCCGGGCGUGGUAUCUCGCAAAGCAGGGCGUGAUACCCGUGCCGAGGGAUUUUCUGAAGUGGGCCGAGGGAUGGAGAAAGAGGAUCGAUCUGUGGGGCAAUGAUUGGUAUCUUGCGCACAUUGUGAGGACGUUGAGGAGGAGCACGGCGCCGAGCCAUGUUGCGGUCCUGGGCGAUUUGCUGGGCAGCCAGUGGAUCUCGGAUGAAGAGUUUGAGAGGAGAGCCGAGCGGUAUUGGAAGAGGGUGUUUAGUGGCAUGGAGCGCGUCCCGGACGCCGUCAUGCUGGGAAAUGCGACGCAGGGGGAGAAGAAGUGGGGUGGCACGCUCGAGGUUCUGGGCGCAGACAGUAGCUGGGAGAACAGGGUGAUCAACAUUGCAGGCAAUCAUGAUAUCGGAUACGCUGGAGAUAUAGAUGAGGGCAGGAUCAAGAGGUUCGAAAAGGCCUUUGGUAAGGUCAACUGGGACAUUGUCUUUACGCUGCCGGAUUACCUACGUCCCACCGGUCCUCUCGAUGUAUCUGAAGCAACUCAAUCGAUGGCCGAGCUAUCUUUACAAGUCCCAGCCCUCCGCCUCGUCGUCCUCAAUUCGAUGAACCUCGACACACCCGCUUUCGUCGAAUCCCUCCAACGCGAAACCUACGACUUCAUGAACCACAUCAUCACGACAUCUCGUCCCGUAACCGACAAGACCCACGCUACAAUUCUGCUCACACAUAUCCCUUUCCACAAGGAAGCCACUAUCUGCGUCGACGCACCCUUCUUCGAUUUCUUCGAAGGCGGUUCGGGCGUCAAGGAACAAAACAUGCUGUCGGACUACGCGUCUAAAAUCAUACUAGAGGGAAUUUUCGGUCUGAACAGCAACCACGAGGCUGAAGGGCAGGGCUUCGGACGCCGGGGUAUUAUCAUCAAUGGGCAUGAUCAUGAGGGCUGCGACGUCUUGCACUACAUCACGCAACCGGGAGCUGCAAGCCAGUGCCCGCAAAACAUCGAUUUCGAGGAUAUACAUACGCCAUCGGACUUCCGCUCCAACGCCUCCUCUACGCCGGCUACAGCAGAGAACGCGGCAGGAGAGCGAUCCAUAAACGAAACUCAAACCGGCCAGGAGGCUGGGCCGCAAGAGGAAGAACAGCCGGAAACCCAGCGGCCGAAAUGGCAAGCCGUGCGCUUUCCACAUCCGCCUUUUGCAGUCACUUCAGACGGCUCCUGCGUCGCUCUAAACCACAUCCCGCACAUGCGCGAAAUCACGCUCCGCAGCAUGAUGGGCGAGUUCAGCGGUUCAGCGGGCUUUCUAUCCGCGUGGUUCGAUUCUACGUUGGGCGAAAAGGGCGCAUGGAAAAUGGAGUUCAACACUUGUAAGCUCGGGGUGCAGCAUUGGUGGUGGGCUGUGCAUGUGGUGGAUCUAAUCGUGCUAGUGGCACUCGUAGGCGGGGUUUUCGCAAGUGUGGCUAAGGGUAUGUGCAUGGGGGAUGUGAAAGAGAAGAGGAGGAGGAGGAGGAGUAGGGAGAAGGUGAUAAGAAGGCCGGUAGGGAGUGAGAAGAGAGCUGUUGCGAAUGGGCCUGCACUGGGGAAGGUUGGCGAGAAGCGCCGAGAGGGCCAUUCAGUAGCAUAGAAUACACUUAGAAUUAGCAUAGCGUGGUAUUGGUGUCUCUUCAACUUGGAACUUGUAUGAAAUUUGUGCAAGUUUAAUUAGUAGUAAGGAAUACACAGUGCGGUGUGGCCGUUCUAC
Messenger RNA from Trematosphaeria pertusa, 2060 nucleotides. RefSeq lists its product as uncharacterized. NCBI's taxonomy places the organism in Eukaryota, Fungi, Ascomycota, Dothideomycetes, Pleosporales, Trematosphaeriaceae. The coding region runs from base 75 to 1943 and encodes 622 amino acids. The record is from RefSeq and is a predicted model, not a curated record. Gene Ontology annotation, biological process: GPI anchor biosynthetic process. The transcript has a single exon. Gene Ontology annotation, cellular component: endoplasmic reticulum.